AUGAGCGGGUCGCAUCAAUCCAACGGCGCCGCGUGCGAUUCGAAAGCGGAGCACCCGAGCAUUCCCCUCGUCGAUCUGGACGGUCUCAGAAGCGCGCAACCGCAAACAGCGCAGCAGGCGGGCAAAGCGCUAGUCGACGCAUUCAAGACUUUCGGCUUCGCAUAUGUCAGAAAUCAUGGGCUGCCGCAGGAGACUGUGGACGCCGCGUUCCAAUGGGUUUGUCUCUCCCGACUCAUGUCUGUGCAUGAUAUCACAACUCACAAUUCCAUCCAGAGCGCCAAGUUCUUCUCGCUGCCCCAGGCAGAGAAGGAAAAAGCACCGCAUCCCCCAGAGGGAUGGUGGCACCGGGGGUACUCGGGCAUAGGCCGAGAAAAGGUCACGCAAAUGGUGUUUGACGCCGACGAAAUCAGCGAGCGUCGCAAGAUCCCCGACUUUAAGGAAUCAUACGAGAUUGGUCGUGAGGAUGAUGAUCAUCUCCCCAACAUUUGGAUUCCCGACGAGUCGCUACCUGGCUUUCGGGCGUUCUUCAACAGCUUCUACGAGGACUGCUACCAGCUCGAACUCCACCUGCUCCGGGGAAUGGCGCUGGGAAUGGGAUUAGACGAGGCCUUCUUCCAGGGGUACCACGUGAACAAGGACAACCAGAUUCGGCUCCUCCAUUACCCACCGGCCGAGGAAAAGUUGCUUCGCGCGGGAAAGGUUGAGCGGUUGGGUGCGCACACUGAUUUUGGGUCCAUGACAUUGCUCUUCCAGGACGAGGUUGGAGGGCUGGAGGUAGAAGAUCCUAACGAAGCGGGACAUUUCGUCCCAGUGCCGUAUAUACCUGGGACGAUCGUCGUCAACAUUGGCGACUUCAUGCAGCGGUGGAGCAACGACACGCUCAGGUCGACGAUGCAUCGAGUCCGGGCGCCGCCGCUGGAAACGGAUAUGAGCGGCAGUCGAGUCACACGGGCGCGUUAUUCCAUCCCGUACUUCAUCGGCGCCGACUCAGAAAAGACUGUUGAUUGUGUUCCUGGCUGUUUCGGGCCCGAGCGACCCAAGAAGUAUGACCCGAUCAACAGCCGGGAGUACAUCGAGAUGCGCCUGAAUGCAACGUACUGA
Molecule: messenger RNA, 1101 nt
Organism: Colletotrichum chrysophilum
Lineage: Eukaryota; Fungi; Ascomycota; Sordariomycetes; Glomerellales; Glomerellaceae
Exons: 1
Coding region: 1-1101 (366 amino acids)
Molecular function (GO): dioxygenase activity
Source: RefSeq, a predicted model, not a curated record